GACCUUCUCGCUUUUCCACGCUCCCUUACGAGCGCGUGUAGGACGCGUGUAGGAGGAGGGGCGGCCCUUUCCAUAUUAAAUCGCGCCAUUAAUCAUUGAAGGCAGAAGCGUGUGGUGUCCGUCGAUUUGUCACAUCAAAAUAAACGUCGCGCCGAAUGAAGUUCGUCCGAACGUUCGUAUCUGAAAACGAUUCUUCGUGUUUUGUGUCGCAUGCCAACGACACUCUCGCAGUAAAUUGCGCGUGUGUGUACGCACACGCGGAAGAAAUGUCGUGUGCGAAACGUACCGAGCUUGCGAGCGAGCAGUUGCGGAAUGUCUGCGCGCGGAUAAGCAGAAUCGUCGGCAUUCCAGCACAAGAGUCGAAGGGCAGGAACAAGUACAGCCGUGAAACGGAACCUGGACCAGAUCGGCGGCGGACAUCUCGUGCGAGACACCGACAAGCAAUUGCGACGUCUAUUGGGAGACGAACAUUUGAUCGAAAACCCGAACUUCAUCAGACACGGACUUCCGCUAGCCUCCGAUCAACUUCGCGACGGAAAUGUCCACAACUUUUCGAUCGAAUCCGAAGUAUUCAUAGAUCCGAUGAAUCGUCAAUCAUUCCGCACGGUGCGAAUCUACAACGGCAAGCUGCCCGCGACUUCGACUGACGACUUCGAUUCUAACGCCGAGCAGCCGAGCAGUCAACAAUUCGCAGCUCAGCUUGCCGAUCGCGACAUGUUGAAGAGUUACAAACAAGUCGCGAAGAAUCUCGACCAGAUCGGCAGCGGGCAUUUCGUGAGAAAUCUCGAUCAAAUCGGUGGCGGACAUCUUGUUAGAAAUUUAGAUCAAAUUGGCGGCGGGAACCUUAUGCGAAAUUUAGAUCAGAUUGGCGGCGGGAAUCUAGUGCGAAAUUUAGAUCAGAUCGGCGGCGGACAUCUCGUUAGAAACUUGGACCAGAUCGGUGGCGGAAAUCUCGUGCGAAAUUUGGACCAGAUUGGCGGCGGGCACCUCGUGCGAAAUCUGGAUCAGAUCGGCGGCGGGAAUCUCGUGAGAAGUUUCGAGUGAUCUCGCAGCGAGAUGGAAGCCG
Harpegnathos saltator (Jerdon's jumping ant) is the source of this 1066-nucleotide messenger RNA. RefSeq lists its product as uncharacterized. The record is from RefSeq and is a predicted model, not a curated record. The transcript has 2 exons. Bases 583 to 1044 code for a protein of 153 amino acids. Lineage: Eukaryota; Metazoa; Arthropoda; Insecta; Hymenoptera; Formicidae.